AGCAUGCCUGCUGCAAAGGAGGCGAGCCGUCACACAAAAGCAAGAUGGAGGAUCUCACAGUCGAAGUAUGCGGCGAAAACGGAGCAUAUUAUAAGGCCUUUGUCACAGAUGUCUUUGAGGACGAAGUUCUAGUAACGUUCGAAAAUGACUGGCAACCAGAAUCGAAGUUUCCAUUUGCUCAAGUACGUUUACCUCCAACAGAUGGUCAGAAACCUGAAUUUUCUGAAACCAUGGAGAUUGAGGUAUUUUCUAGGUCCAAUGAGCACGAAGCAUGCGGGUGGUGGAAGGCAGUCAUUAAGAUGAGUAAAGGAGGUUUUCAAGUAGUUGAAUAUUUGGGAUGGGAAUGUGCUUAUACUGAAAUUGUAGGUAGUGAACGACUGAGGGCAAAAAAUCCUAAUCCCCCCAUUGAUAAAAAUACAUUUCACAAGAUCGAAAUAGAAGUACCUGAAGAUCUAAGAGAAUUUGCCAAAAUGGAAAAUGCACAUAAGGAAUUUCAAAAAGCAAUAGGGGCAGCAGUGUGCCGAUAUGUGCCUGAACGAGGAGUAUUGCUGGCCAUCUCCCGUCAUGAAAAUUUACAUCGUCACAGUGGCAUGCUCCAAGAAAUGCAUUUUAGAAACUUAUCACAAAAGGUAUUGCUUUUGAAAAGAACGGAAGAAGCAGCACGUCAACUUGAGUCAACUAAACUUCAAACAAUUGGGGGAUACACAGAUGAAUUUAAUGUUCGAGAAGACUUGAUGGGCUUAGCAAUUGGUGCGCAUGGGGUAAAUAUUCAGCAGGCAAGAAAGGUUGAUGGAAUUACAAAUAUAGAAUUAGAAGAAAAUUCAUGCACAUUUAAAAUUUAUGGAGAGACACAUGAAGCUGUUAAAAAAGCUCGUUCUUUGCUUGAGUAUAGCGAAGAAUCUAUACAAGUACCACGUGUUUUGGUAGGCAAAGUAAUUGGGAAAAAUGGUCGCAUAAUACAAGAAAUUGUCGAUAAAAGUGGAGUGGUACGAGUUAAAAUAGAAGGAGACAACGAACCUCAGCCAACAAUUCCAAGAGAGGAGGGUCAGGUACCCUUUGUAUUUGUUGGUACUGUUGAAAGUAUUGCUAAUGCCAAAAUGUUGUUGGAAUAUCAUUUGGCGCAUUUAAAGGAAGUAGAACAGUUACGCCAAGAUAAAUUAGAAAUUGACCAACAAUUAAGAAACCUGCAUGGAUCAACCACAGGACCAAUGCCCAACUUUCCUCCAACUAGACGAGGAAUGAUUACAGGCCCAGAAGAAGGUGGUGGAGGUCGUGGAGGUCGUGGUGGUCAAUCUCGCGGACGUGGCAGGGGUAGGGCUCCCACCAGACACAAUGCCGGAUUACGUCGAGACACCUUAGAUGGUAAUGAAGACCGAGUAAGGGAUCUACCUCCAAGAGGUGGUCAUCAAGGUGGUGCAGGCAAUUCAGGGUACAUGGGUGGUAGACAAGGUCGUCCUCCAACUCAACGUAGAGAUCGUAGAGAUGAACGUCGUCGAACAACUGAUGAUGAAGAUACUGUUCUCGAUAGUCAAGAUGUUUCAAGCAUUGAUAGAGAGUCUGUAUCAAGUGUGGAGGGAGGACCUAAAGGCAUGAGGCGAAGGCGGCUUCGACGGUCUCGACAACGUAGUUCUACGCCAACAAAUAGCCAAAAAGGCAGCAAUGCCGGCCCAGGAGAUCAAUCAACUGUAACCAGUAAAGAAGGAACACCAGCAAAUGACGUUUCUACUACUAACAACAGUUCCCAAGGGCCUAAAGGCCAAAGAGAAUUACGGUCUCGUCAUCCUCGUAUGCAACAGAGCAAUAAGCCUAAGGAAGCUCUGGUUAAUGGUACCAGUGGCUAAAUAACCAUUAUGGUCGACAACUGCUACUUACGUAUAACACUACACCUGAUGAGAGCUAUUAACACCCAGCACAUAACAUGACGCAUACCUACGCAAGGACUACACGAUUAUGGAUCGCGACAUGAUUAGUCUACGCUCGUUGUUAAGACUGUUUGCUACCGAUAAGAAUACAACAGUUGUUUAAGAAAUCGUCAUUCUCCUUAAACACAUUUAAGGACACAUAUUAAUAUCCAUGCAUGGUUUAGUUUAAUGAUAGUGAUUAUGCUAUCAUGUUUGAUAUAUGGAUACAUUCAUUGGGAGAUAGUAGAAGCAUCUGCUAAAAAAGGAAUCCCCUGAUUGUGAAACUGUGCCUCAUUUUUAUACCAAGCUCCCAACUCGUGUGACAGUAAUUCGGAUGUACUAUAAAGUACCUCUUAAUCACUUGAGAAAUGAUCUAAUAAUAGGCUGGAUAUUCGUGGCUCGUAUGUCAAUUAUCAAUUCGAAUAAUUUUCGUCUAGAUAUGUCGCUGUAUUUAUGAAAAAAUAACACAAUACGUACAAAAAUGCAGAAUGUAAUUAAUUUCAAUGUUUUUAUCAUUUUUAUUAGUUUUCCUUCACUGCAACAAUUAUAAUUAAAAAUUUGAAAAUAUUUUAACAUGUAUUACAAAUGAAAGUACGCGAUUUGUGUUAUUUUAUAUUCAUAUUAAAAAAAAAGAAAAUAAUAAUUGAACAUACCGGGUAUAAACUAUGUUGCGACAAAACUAGGACGAAACAUGA
Molecule: messenger RNA, 2596 nt
Organism: Eufriesea mexicana
Lineage: Eukaryota; Metazoa; Arthropoda; Insecta; Hymenoptera; Apidae
Gene: Fmr1
Product: synaptic functional regulator FMR1
Exons: 13
Coding region: 45-1841 (598 amino acids)
Biological process (GO): animal organ development; regulation of translation at presynapse, modulating synaptic transmission; positive regulation of translation
Cellular component (GO): cytoplasmic stress granule; nucleus; neuron projection
Molecular function (GO): translation regulator activity; mRNA 3'-UTR binding
Source: RefSeq, a predicted model, not a curated record